AUGGAGCGCAGGAAGGGCAAGCGCCAGCAGAAGAAGCACGGGUUGCCCCUCGUGGCAGAGGACGACCCCGUGGAGUACCAGCACGGCGGCGGCGAGGACGACCGCGACGUGGUGGUGGUGGCCAACAGCACCCGCGUGAAGGGCAGCGGUGUGGGCCACCACGACCACGACAACAGCAGCAGCAGCGAUGAGGAGGCGGAGGCGGCGGAGCUUAGCUCGGAGGACUCGGACUCAGAGGAGGACUACGUGGCCUACGGCCGCCUCGACGUGGAGACCGCCACCGACGCCGUCACCGAGUGGCUGCGCCAGCGACUCGCCCCCGAGGAAGAGGACGACGAGGAGGAAAGGGCCAACAAGAGGAGGAAGGCGCCUUCCAAGGGCGGCGCCGUGGCCUCGUCGUCGUCGUUGCCAUCCUUGCCAUCCACGCGCCGCGAGUGGAGCAGGCAGGCCGACAUCGUGCGGCUGUGUCGCGUGGAGCGGCAGGUGGAGGGCCUGGCCGUCGUGGGCCUCCUCCACCAGGCACACCUCAUACGGCUCGUACCCCCGCCCGGCACCAAUACCGGCGGCGGCGGCCGCGGCCGCAGCAGCAGCAAGGCCGCACCGCGAGGAAAGCGGAAGCCCAAGACGACGACGGCUGCGGACGAGGAGUCCGAAGAAGGAGAAGAGGGCGAGGAGGAGGAGGAGGAGGGUGGGGUGGCGGAGGUGGUGCGAGGGCUGGGCGCCGAGGCCACCGGGCAGGUGGGCGUGGAGUGGGUGGCGCAGCUGCAGGACAUGACACGCCUGGAGGAGGCCCUCACGCAGCAGCUCGGCGACGGCAGCGUCAUCCUGGCCCGCGUGCUCCCGUGGGUGCGGACCCGUCUCGCCCCGGGUGCCAACGAUGGCGGCGGCGGCAAGAAGAAGGGCGGCAAGCAGCAGCAGAGCGGCCUGCCCAGCACGCUCGAAGAGUUGCUCGCCACCAUCGAGCAGGAGCAGUGGGGCGCCAUCACUCACCGCGUGCGCCCCAACGACGUGCUGCACGAGCUGGAGCUGAACGAACUGCUCGAGGUGGAAAUGGAGCGAAGCGGCAAGCUGACCUACCACACGGCCAAGAUCCUCGCCGAGAAGGGCGCCGGGGGCAACGGCUGGAAGUGGCUGCUGGGAGUCCUCCUGCUCCUCUUCAUGAUGCUCCCCUCCUGGCUCAGCAACCUGUAG
Acanthamoeba castellanii str. Neff is the source of this 1191-nucleotide messenger RNA. RefSeq lists its product as uncharacterized. Lineage: Eukaryota; Discosea; Longamoebia; Acanthamoebidae. The record is from RefSeq and is a predicted model, not a curated record. The transcript is spliced from 2 exons. Bases 1 to 1191 code for a protein of 396 amino acids.